Messenger RNA from Drosophila biarmipes, 1027 nucleotides. Its product is annotated as TBP-related factor. The transcript is spliced from 2 exons. Gene Ontology annotation, biological process: DNA-templated transcription initiation. Bases 57 to 731 code for a protein of 224 amino acids. Gene Ontology annotation, molecular function: DNA binding; RNA polymerase II general transcription initiation factor activity. NCBI's taxonomy places the organism in Eukaryota, Metazoa, Arthropoda, Insecta, Diptera, Drosophilidae. The record is from RefSeq and is a predicted model, not a curated record.
UCCAACAAGGCAACACUGGCUACCUUGCGUGCGGGAUUUGUUUAUAAUUUUUAGUCAUGCAGUUCCACUUUAAAAUCGCGGACGCUGAAAGGGAUAGGGACAAUGUGGCGGCGCCCAGCAACCUUGGCGCCAAUCCACACGCCGCACUGCAGCCGCAGCAACCUGUCGGACUGGUGGAGCCAAAGGAUGCACAGCAUGAGAUUAGGCUGCAGAAUAUAGUGGCCACCUUCUCGGUGAACUGCGAACUGGACCUCAAGGCAAUCAACUCGCGCACUAGGAACUCGGAGUACUCCCCCAAGCGAUUCAGGGGCGUCAUUAUGCGAAUGCACUCGCCCAGGUGCACGGCCCUUAUCUUUCGGACGGGCAAGAUUAUCUGCACGGGUGCCCGCAACGAGAUCGAGGCAGACAUCGGUUCCCGGAAGUUUGCUCGCAUCCUGCAGAAGCUGGGAUUCCCUGUGAAGUUUAUGGAAUACAAGUUGCAGAACAUUGUGGCCACAGUGGACUUGCGAUUUCCAAUCCGACUGGAGAACCUCAACCAGGUGCACGGCCAGUUCAGUUCCUACGAACCGGAAAUGUUUCCCGGUCUGAUCUACCGCAUGGUUAAGCCACGUAUCGUUCUCCUGAUCUUCGUCAAUGGGAAGGUUGUCUUUACGGGCGCUAAGUCGCGAAAGGACAUCAUGGACUGCCUGGAGGCAAUAUCACCUAUCCUGCUAAGCUUUCGCAAGACGUAGUAGUCUAUUUGCAUCCAGGUGUUACAUACCUUACUUUAAGAUAGUUGUUUGUUCUUUUUUGUACACUUUUGAAUGCUUACAAAAUAGAUUUUUUAGGGAGAAGUUAGACCGGGAAAAUGUCGGUAAAAUUCGGCUAUUUAUUUAUACAUACUCGUGAAACUAAUGACUUGUAUUUUUAAUUAAGAACAAAUUCCAUUUGAAAUGAAGGUUGCAGACGUUGAAAUAUUACAUUCAUUUUAAAAGUUAAUAUCAAAUAAUUUAAGAUAAACUUUGAAUAAAAAAAAACAAAACAAAAA